AGGCGCGCGGUGACGCCUCGGCAAGGCCGGAAGGAGCGCAGCGGCGGCCUCGGCGGCGGCAACCAGGCUGUCGCGGCCGCUCCUGCUGACUGGAAACCGCGGCGACAGAAGACCCAGAGCCUGCCUCGCGAGCCGGCGAGUCGAGUGGCGAGUGGUCGCCAUGUAUAGAUAUUAGCAAGCACAUAGGUGUACGUCUGCGUUGGAAAAUGGCAGAGGGAAACAACAAUGAAGAGGUGAUUCACUUAAACAAUUUCCACUGCCACCGGGGACAAGACUGGAUCAAUCUCAGAGAUGGACCCAUCACCAUAUCUGACUCCUCUGAUGAGGAAGGGGUUCCAAUGCUGGUCACCCCAGCUCCUCAGCAACAUGAUGAAGAGGACCUGGAUGAUGAUGUCAUCCUGGCAGAAACAUACAAACCUCAGACAUCACGACCCAAUCUCAUCAAACCAGCUGCCCAGUGGCAAGAUCUCAAAAGAUUGGGAGAAGAAAGGCCUAAAAAAUCUAGAGCAGCCUUUGAAUCAGAUACGAAUGGCUAUUUUCCCGUGUAUAACAGCUCAUUGUUUGGUUCUGGGACACAGGAUGAUUCUGAGGAUGACUACGGUGAAUUUCUAGAUCUUGGGCCUCCUGGAGUUUCUGGAUUCAUGAAGCCAAGUGGCCAAACAGAAAGAGAACCUAAGCCCGGACCAAGUCACAACCAAGCAACCAAUGACCUCAUCAACCCCAGAUCAGAGCAGAAAGUCAUUAUCUUAAAAGAAGGUAAUCUUUUUCCAGAAGCUGAUCCUUUGGACACUCAGAACCAGUCAUCUGAAGAGUCAGAGACAGAGCUUUUAUCCAACCUCGGAGAAUCAUCUGAUAUCCUUGAUGACCAGGCCAUUGAAGAAGACUGCUGGUUAGACCACCCUUACUUCCAGUCUCUGAACCAGCAGCCCCGUGAGGUACCAAGCCAGGUUGUACCUCAGGAGCGGCGUCCAGAAGCAGAGCUGGGCCCACUGCUAUAUCAGCAUGAGCCCCGGGGAUCAGCUUUUCCAAGACCGGCGUUUGCGAGACCGGAGCCCCAGCAGGAUUGGAUUCCAGACCCUGCUUCUCCUCGGCCUGCCCAUCCUCUGGGAGAGCUUGAAGACCAACAACUAGGAAUAGAUGAAGAAGAGCCAGGCCCAGCAUUUCCACUAGAAGAAACUCAGGAGCCCAAUUUGGAAAACCUUUGGGGGCAAGAAGCUUCUGACGUAGACCAGGAACUCAUUGCACUGUUGGUGAAAGAGACAGAAGUAAGAUUUCCUGAUGUAGCAAAUGGGUAUGUUGAGGAAAUAAUUCAUUUGAAGAAUUACUAUGAUUUGAAUGUACUUUGUAAUUUUCUUCUGGAAAAUCCAGAUUAUCCAAAGAGAGAAGACAGAAUCCUUAUGAAUCCCAACAGCAGCCUGCUUGCCAGCCAAGAUGAGAUGAAGUUGCCUACAGUAGACUUUUUUGACUAUUCUAAAUUGGCUCCUCUUGACCAGCGCUGCUUCAUCCAAGCUGCCGACCUCCUGAUGGCCGACUUCAAAAUGCUUAGCAGUCAGGACAUCAAGUGGGCCCUGCAUGAGCUCAAAGGACACUAUGCAAUCACCCGAAAGGCCUUUUCUGACGCCAUUAAAAAAUGGCAGGAGCUAUCGCCAGAAACCAGUGGAAAAAGAAAAAAGAGAAAAGAAAUGAAUCAGUAUUCUUACAUAGAUUUCAAAUUUGAACAAGGUGACAAAAAAAUAGAGAAGAGGAUGUUCUUUCUGGAAAAUAAGCGGCGACAUUGUAGGUCCUAUGACCGGCGUGCCCUCCUUCCAGCUGUGCAGCAGGAGCAGGAGUUCUACGAGCAGAAAAUCAAAGAGAUGGCAGAGCAUGAAGACUUUUUGCUUGCCCUGCAGAUGAAUGAAGAACAGUAUCAAAAGGAUGGCCAGCUGAUUGAGUGUCGCUGCUGCUAUGGGGAGUUCCCAUUCGAGGAGCUGACGCAGUGUGCUGAUGCUCACUUAUUCUGCAAAGAGUGUCUCAUCAGAUACGCCCAAGAGGCAGUCUUUGGAUCUGGAAAGUCAGAGCUCAGCUGCAUGGAGGGCAGCUGCACGUGCUCAUUCCCAGCCAGUGAACUGGAGAAGGUGCUUCCCCAGACCAUCCUGUAUAAAUACUAUGAGCGAAAAGCAGAGGAAGAAGUCGCAGCAGCCUACGCUGAUGAGCUUGUCAGGUGCCCCUCCUGCAGCUUUCCUGCUCUGUUGGACAGUGACGUGAAGAGGUUCAGUUGUCCGAAUCCUCGCUGUCGAAAGGAAACCUGUAGGAAGUGUCAAGGACUCUGGAAAGAGCACAACGGCCUCACUUGUGAGGAGCUGGCUGAAAAAGAUGACAUCAAGUACCGAACGUCUAUUGAAGAAAAAAUGACUGCUGCCCGCAUUAGGAAAUGCCACAAGUGUGGGACCGGCCUCAUCAAAUCCGAAGGCUGCAACCGCAUGUCCUGCCGCUGCGGGGCCCAGAUGUGCUACCUCUGCCGCGUGUCCAUCAGUGGCUAUGACCACUUCUGCCAGCACCCUCGCUCCCCAGGAGCCCCCUGCCAGGAGUGUUCCCGAUGCUCUCUCUGGACCGACCCCACUGAAGAUGACGAGAAGCUAAUUGAGGAAAUCCAGAAGGAGGCUGAAGAGGAACAGAAAAGAAAGAAUGGAGAGAACACCUUCAAACGCAUCGGACCCCCCUUGGAGAAGCCCCCCGAGAAAGUGCAGAGGACCGAGGCCCUGCCAAGGCCCGUGCCCCAGAACCUGCACCAGCCGCAGAUACCCCCCUACGCCUUCGUGCACCCGCCCUUCCCCCUGCCGCCCGUCCGGCCCGUGUUCAACAACUUCCCCCUCAACAUGGGCCCCAUCCCGGCACCCUACGUGCCACCCCUGCCCAAUAUGCGCGUCAACUACGAAUUUGCCCCCGUCCACGUGCCCCUGGAGCACAACCUGCCCAUGCACUUUGGCCCCCAGCCUCGGCAUCGCUUCUGAUGCCUGGGCCCUGCCCCCGCCCAGGCCGUUGGCUGUGCCGGGCCUGCCAGGUAGGGGUGGUGGACUUGGCUCUCGGGAGGGUGGGCAGAGUUUCUUCUGGGAAGGGCCACCGCUCCUUCAAGAGCGACCAGCCGGUUUUGGUACCCUGUGGGUGCCCAUGAGGAUUGGUCUGGCACUCGGGGCAGAGAUUAGGGGCAGCAAAGCCCUCUUCCUAAAGAGUCCUGCCGUUCUAGCUGCCAGGUGGGGGCCCUGGCCACAGGGCCCCCACCUGCCACUCAUAUCCCUGCAGGAGUAGAUGCAGGGAAAUGUUUGCCUCCAGCCCCAGCCCCUGGCAGACAACAGAAGUCUCUCAGUUAAAAACCAUGUAAGCCUUCCUCGCCGCAGCAGCAUGACCCAUAAUAAAGUGAAGUAACAGCGCAGUUCGGAGAGCCGCGACACUGGACCCGGGUCCAGCGGGCCUGGUUCUCCCGUCCCCCGCUCUGAGGCCCACCCAGCGUGAGGUGCGCCCCGCCGCCCUGACCAGUUGCUCCCAGUGAGGGGGUGACUGAGUAAUGUUCACAAGCCUGGGAGCACCGCUUGGGGGGAAGCUGUGGACUGUGUCCCCCAGGCCCCCGCUGCCACGGGGCUUCCAGGGUCUCCCCUCUUGGCUCUGGGAUGAGACCACAGGGAGCCACUUCAUGCAAUGGGAUGUUUGUGGUUUAUCUGAAGAAACGUUUGCUGUUCACUCAGUUUUUACUUUUCCAGUUUUCUGUGGCCUACUAGAGUUUCCCUCAAUCCUUAUUACCUACCCCAUGCCUGGCAGCUGACGGUGGGAGUCCCAAAAUCUUCGCCAAACACAAGGCCUUUCUGAGCUAGCUGUGACAGCCUGGUGGCUCUCCUCGUGUUUGCCACCCCCAGGUUCUCCCCGAAGGCGUGGCAGGGGCACUGGCUGUACCCAGGGCCAGGAGACCUGUCCUGAAGUCAGGACUCGUUUGGGAGCCCCCGCCACACCGCCCGUGGCCUUUGGCUGUCCAGCCCCAGCUGGGUGUCAGCCGUGCCCCAGCACGCACUUUGCAGCACGUCACCACACUCCAGCCCGCCUGCAGAGCCACAGCCCCCGUGGGGAUGAACCUGCCUGCCCCCCCCCCCCCCAGUGUUAGCCUCCGUUCUCUGGGUGACACUCCGAUGGCUGUGGGUUCCCGGAGCUCACGCACACAGACCUCGGUGCAGGGGACAUGCUCCAUGUCUGGGCGCCCUCUGCCACCAGCCUCAGCUGAUUUCCAGAGAUGAAGCUGGAGAGGAGAUGAGGCUGAGUUGCCCAUCCUUGCUGUUUUCUCCGGGUCUGGAUCUGAGCGGGAUGGGUGCCUGAGGAGAGGCCAAACCAGCCCUCUGCUGCCAGGAGGCCCUCCCUGCCCAACCCCACCCCGCCACCGCCCCUUGGGUGCAGCCACAGGGUUUCUUCCCCUGCCUGGAAGGCAUGUUCCCCCACCUCCGCCCCUGCUCCCCACAGGAGGGCUCUGAGAGCCAUGAGCUGCCCACAAGUGUCCCCAGGUGCUGUCCGCCUGCUCAGCUGGUGACAGUCUCACCCCAGCCCACCAUAAGCUUCUAGAUCUCUGACCCAAUUCAUCAUCCAACAAGGGAGCCAGCUUCCACCUUGGCCCUGCAGCCCAGGGUACGUGGCUCCAUGGAGGGCCUGGGGCAGCGGCAAGGACAGACCUCAGGCAGGUGUGUGCCCGACACUGGCCCGGCGACUGCCCUAGGACCUGGCACAUAAAGGUCACCCGGCACACGGAGACCGGAAUGAUGGUUCCCUCAAGGCCAAGCCCAAGGCUCGUCUUUUGAGACGAGUUCUGGCAGGUCUUAGCCACACAGGGCAGCUAGGGAAUCACUCCUUCCUCUCUGAGCCAAGGGCACCCAGUUUCCAGUGCUCCUCCAGCCGGGGUGUGGAGUGGCUGGCAGGUCAGCGGCCACAGCGCCUUCACCAAGCGUAAGUCCCGGCGUGUCUGUGAAAUGAGCCUGUGUGUGUCCCCAUGUCCUGGAGGCAGCACCUGGGUCUCAGUCUCCUGGAGAAGUGGUCUGUCCUGGUGAUGGGGUAGGGGGAGAGAUGGGACAUCCUCAUCUGACAAGAUAGACAGUGGCCUCAAGACACGCCAGGACACCUGCAGAGAUGAGCCCCUGUCUGGGGACAGCAGUCCCAGAGGCAGCCGGCACCUUCCCCUCUGGGCUUGCUCCCCGGAGCGAAAGACUGCCCAGUGGCAGUCCUGUUCUUGCCUUAAAACUGGAGAGAGGAAUCUAGUAUUUGCACUUAGCGAAAGGUUUUAAAACAAGUGUGCACGACUAGUCACGUUGUAUAAAAACAGCAAAAAUGAUUAGUUUAUUACUUUUUUUUUCUGGUAGUAAAAAUACAUAAUUGUUUAAACUACUGUGUGUAAAAAGCUUGUAUCAUAUGUAACUUGUUUUUCUUGUAAAUAGAUGUUUGUGCAGA
Capra hircus (goat) is the source of this 5454-nucleotide messenger RNA. It is a transcript of the gene RNF216, whose product is annotated as ring finger protein 216. NCBI's taxonomy places the organism in Eukaryota, Metazoa, Chordata, Mammalia, Artiodactyla, Bovidae. The record is from RefSeq and is a predicted model, not a curated record. Gene Ontology annotation, molecular function: zinc ion binding. The coding region runs from base 207 to 2990 and encodes 927 amino acids. The transcript is spliced from 17 exons.